AUGACAAAGACAUUAUGGAGGGAACAUCGCAGAGAUCCACACCUUAUCAAAACGCCACCCACUGAGGAUAUGGUCAUCAGUGAUGCUUCUACUAUCAUACAAGAUCGGCCAGGAGAAGAAGGCGACGACGACAACGAGCAACGCGAAAACGCGAAUCAGCUCCAGCAACCACCUGAAGUGAUCAUACCAUUGUGCAUAUAA
Cylicostephanus goldi is the source of this 201-nucleotide messenger RNA. Lineage: Eukaryota; Metazoa; Nematoda; Chromadorea; Rhabditida; Strongylidae. The record is from the annotation of a GenBank genome assembly.